CAGCUUUCUGUUUUAUCAGAUCAUUAAUUUGAUAUGCUUAUCGAUUACUUGUAAGUGCACCAUCAAUUGGUUUGAUUCUAAUAUCAACAGUGAUUUUAUAAACCUUAUAUUUUUAUUUUAUACUACACAAGGUGUUUGUUAGGAAAAGCUUGACUGAUUUCUAAAAUGGCACUGAAAGCCGUGGCAGUUCUGGUUGGGGAUCCAAACGUCAGGGGAACUAUUCACUUCGAUCAAGCGGGUGUUGGGGCACCAGUCAGAGUGAAGGGAGAACUGCUGGGACUCUCCCCAGGCAAUCAUGGCUUCCACAUCCACGAGUUCGGGGACAAUACCGAUGGUUGCCUCAGCGCGGGUGAUCACUUCAACCCUGAGAAAAAGGAACAUGGAGCUCCAGAAGACAUAAAUAGACAUGUGGGUGACCUUGGGAACGUUGCCAGUCAUCAGGGAGUGGCCAAAGUGGACAUCACAGACCACAAAAUAUCACUGGUUGGGUCACACAGUGUCAUAGGUCGAACUGUCAUCAUUCAUGCCGACCCUGAUGACCUGGGCCGAGGAGGUCAUGAAACCAGCAAGUCCACCGGCAACGCGGGGAAACGACUCGCUUGUGGUGUUAUCGGUAUUACAACGGCCAAAAGCUAGGAGUAAUUCCAAGAUCUUGAAUAACACUUUUAAAAUAAUUAAAUAUAGAUUAAAAAAUUAUAAUACAUAUUGAUACUGACUUAUUAUAAGUAAAAAAAAUGGUAAUAAAACGUAAAAUUUCUUGGCAAUGAAAUUUUAAAAUAUUCGUCGGUUUAUUAAAUACAAUUAACAAAAAUGUAAAGUUCAAAUUAAAGAUAUAUAAGUUUCAAAGAGGAUUGUAAGUAUACAUUACAUUUCAAAUUUCAUUUAGAAUAUGUACUUUAAGAUCUCCCUGGUUUAAGAGUAGAUUUAAUCCUGUAGUGAACAAUUAAUAUCGUGAAGCUGUAUAAAUAUUUAUCAAACUGUAAA
Molecule: messenger RNA, 984 nt
Organism: Homalodisca vitripennis (glassy-winged sharpshooter)
Lineage: Eukaryota; Metazoa; Arthropoda; Insecta; Hemiptera; Cicadellidae
Product: superoxide dismutase [Cu-Zn]-like
Exons: 3
Coding region: 166-636 (156 amino acids)
Biological process (GO): removal of superoxide radicals
Molecular function (GO): superoxide dismutase activity; copper ion binding
Source: RefSeq, a predicted model, not a curated record